AGAUACUGAGGUCAAAGUGCACUUUUCAUCUUUGAUAUCUUAAAUGUGGAUAUAUGAUUUUGAAAUUUGAAGUAUCAUUAUGGCAUUUAUAAUAUUAUAAUAUUAUUUAUCAGAAUAUCCACGCGUUAGUCAACAUUAAUGGAUGUUUUACUAAUUAAUCUUUAUUUUGGGUUUUCCAAUAUUGAUAUCCGGUAAAGAGUAUUGUUUUAAUUAACUUAAACAAUGGCAUAUAUUUAAGAUAGCAAAAUAUUUCCGUUUAACGCGCAGUAUAACACACAGCGAUCUCACAUUGCACUUAUGGAUAAUUGGUUUACUUAAGAUCCUUGAUAUAUAUGGUGUGCAUGAUUUUAAAGUCUCUUCUUUAAACCGAAAGUGGUACACUGUAAUAGGAAGAUGUCAACUAAAACAAAUAUCAUAAUUGGAGUAACAGUUUUUGUUGUGCUGAUGUUUGUUGUUAAAGUGAUCCAUGAUACGUCAUCGUCAGAAUCCGGAAUAAGACGUGUCCUGUCCGGAAAUAACCAGCGUGCCAGCAACAGUCUAAGUUCUGUGACUAGGGAUCUACUGGAACAGAGAAAUAACUUGUCCAAGUUGCUAAACCUGAAACAACAGAAAAUUGGACAAAUGGAAUGCGAGAAAGGUGCUAAUCAAGCGACGAGUGAGUCGGGUGGCUGGUGCAAGAAGUCAAGUACAGAAACGGCCGGGCAGCACAUGACUGAUACGAAUCUCGCCACUGCUCUAGCAGAGUUCUUUAAAGGAAAAUAUGUCGGCAGUUUCGGUGAUGGACCAGGACGGUAUAAACAGCUUUUAUCCGAUUCUGGAAAGGUCAAAGGUUAUGAUGCUUUUGACGGAGCUCCAUUUUGUGACAUCACAAGCGAGGGGCGGGUCAAAUUUCUUGACCUGACACUCCCUCAGUAUGGAUUGCCAUUGUAUGACUGGGUCAUAAGUUUGGAAGUAGCUGAGCAUAUUCCACAAAAAUUUGAAAGUGUUUUCAUUGAUAAUAUUGUUCGACAUGCGCGAGAAGGCGUGGUUUUGAGCUGGGCAAAACCUGGACAGGGUGGAUAUUCUCAUGUAAAUAACCGCCCAUUUGAAUAUAUAAAAGAAUUGAUGGAUAAUUUAAGUUUUUCACAUGACAAUGUAGAAUCUGAAAAACUGAAAAAUGCUGCAAGUUUUCCAUGGUUUAAGUGGAACACGAAUGUUUAUCGAAGGAAGAAACUUGUAUCAUCGGAGGACAUGUCCAGACUUACGUAGCAAAUAAUUCGUACAAAAUCUCCACGAUUUAAAGUUUGAAAAAAAAGUUCAAAAAAUACUUUACACAAGCGUCUCGAAUAUAGAACAAAAACGUGCCAUGUGUUUCAACGAUGUGAAUUUAACCUGGGUUGUAAGUCCUUAGUGGGAUACGCGUUUUUAUUAUAUAUAUAAUAAUUAUAAAUUUGCUAAGCACAUUUUCUGCAAUUUGAUAAGGAAAAUUAUGACUUUCAGUGAGGAAGAAGAACCGAUUGUCAUCUAACGCUUUAAGAUAUUAGGUUUUGUUGCAUCUGUCUUAUAAUUCCAGUUUUAAUUUUAUUUGCGUGCACAGCCCCUGUGUGCUAGUAUAUUUUUCGAUGUGGAGUAUUAUUUUCUUUUUCUUUUCGUUUUCUUUGUGUGUGUGUCUGCGUUCCUUGCCGUUUUACAUUUUUCUUUGUUUUCUAAACAUUGAUACCAUAGAGUGAGAUUUAAUUCGAACACGGGGUAAAGAAACAAGAUUUUUAAGAUUUUUUAUACAAUAAUAUCCCUGUUUACCGUAAUUAAAGGACACAUGUUAUCUACCAACAAGAUUUAGAAGGAGCGUAAUUCUUAUCAUUUUUCUGACUACCUAUGCAUCUCAGGUUAUGAAAACAGAAAUGAAACAAUUUAUUUUUAUGCUCCCCGAACGGUUGGGGGAAGCAUAUAGUCGCCAUCUCGUCCAUCCGUGCGUUUGUACGUCCGUCACACUUUUUGUCCGGAGGAUAACUCAAAAAGUAUUGAAGGUAAAAAGUUGUAACUUUAUACAAUGAUACAGAUGAUUAAGAGGUCCUGCAGUGACAAGAAACCACAAUUAUAGGCGGUCCUAUUUUUAUUUAUCUCCAUUUGUUUGAAAAACUUGUCAGGGGCUUAACUCGAAUACGAUGUAUAUUAAUAUGUAAAAUAUUGCUUUAAUACUUUACAUAUUUAUAGAGGUCAGUGAGAGGGAGUGAAGUGACAAGGAACCAUAACUCUGGCCCCAUUUUUGAAUUAUUUCUCUUUUUAUGAAAACCUUGUCUGUGGUAUACUUGUAAGGUAUUGACUUCACACUUUACAUAUUUAUAGAGGUCAAUGAGAGGGAAUGCAGUGACAACAAACUAUAACUCUAAGUAGUCCAUUUUUUAAAAUUAUUUUUCCUUUUUGAUACUUCUUGUCCGGAGGAUAACUCAAAAAAGUAUCGAAGAUACCAAGUUGUAACUUUAUGCAAUGAUAGACCUCAUUGAGAGAAAGUGCAAUGACAAGGAACCAUAACUCUAGAAGGUACCAUUUUUUAAUUAUCUCCUUUUUUGAAGACUUUGUCGGGGCAUGCUUGCAAGGUAUUGAUUUCAUACUUAACAUAUUGAUAGAAAUAAGUUAGAGGAAGUGCAGUGACAAUGAACCAUAGCUCUAUAUGGUCCAGUUUUUUAAUGUUUUCCUUUUUUGAAAACAAUGGGAGGAAGUGCAGUAAUAAAAAGCACAACUCUUCCUGACUUAGCACAACCACCGUGACUGCAAAACCCCUUAUGUUACAAUAAUUUCGGGAAGCAUCCAUCGGCGUCACCGAACAUCUUGUCUAAUCGUGUUUUCUUGUUCGCUGACAAAACGAAUUAAACAUAUUUCUUCACCAGAAUUUAUAUAUUUGCCAUGGAACAGUUUUAAAUAAAUAAAAUCUAAGUGUUUCGUUUUUAGCUCGACUUUUCGAAGAAAAAGUAGAGCUAUUGUACUCGCCCUGGCGUCGGUGUCGGCGUCGGCGUCGGCGUCGCCUUUGGUUAAAGUUUUUUAUAAAGUCAAAUAUCUCUGUUACUAUCAAAGCUAUUGACUUGAAACUUAAAAUUCUUUACUAUCAAAGUCUACACUAGGAGAAACAAUCCUCAUAACUAUAUCUUAAUUUUGACAGAAUUAUGCCCCUUUUUAACUUAGAAUUUUUGGUUAAAGUUUUUGAUAAAGCAAAGUAUCUCUGUUACUAUGAAAGCUUUUGACUUGAAACUCAAAAUAGUUAUUUACUAUCAAAAUCUACACCAGGAGACACAAUUCCCAUAACUCUGAUUUGAAUUUUGACAGAGUUAUGCCCCUUUUUUACUUGGAAUUUUUGGUUAAAGUUUUUGAUAAACUCAGAAUAGUUAUUUACUAUCAAAGUCUACACCAGGAGACUCUGGUUUGAAUUUUGACAGAGUUAUGUCCCUUUUUAACUUGGAUUUUUGUUUACUAGCAAAGCUCUAAUUUAGAGUCAAGCACUGAGAAAAGUCGAGCGCGCUGUCUUACGGACAGCUCUUGUUAUUCCUUCCUUUGGCAGGGGCAAAUGUAGAGAGUUAGUGAAUGUGUCAGUUGCAUUGAUUUUUAUAAAUCGUGUAUAUACCUUUA
Molecule: messenger RNA, 3600 nt
Organism: Mercenaria mercenaria
Lineage: Eukaryota; Metazoa; Mollusca; Bivalvia; Venerida; Veneridae
Exons: 3
Coding region: 394-1248 (284 amino acids)
Source: RefSeq, a predicted model, not a curated record